Molecule: messenger RNA, 7793 nt
Organism: Paralichthys olivaceus (Japanese flounder)
Lineage: Eukaryota; Metazoa; Chordata; Actinopteri; Pleuronectiformes; Paralichthyidae
Source: RefSeq, a predicted model, not a curated record
AUGUAUGGAGAGCCGGAGGAGAUGGCAGGGCACGCUUGGUCAAAACGCUUCCUGUCGUUUGUUGAUAAUUGUCUGGUCAAGAACCAUCUGCAUCGACCGACCACCGACGCCCUGCUGAGACACGCCUUCAUCCGAGACCUAGCCAAUGAGAGACAAGUUCGCAUAAUGCUCAAAGAUCACUUGGACAGAACCAGGAAGAAGAGAGAGAAAGAGGGUCCAGAGUAUGAGUACAGUGGCAGUGAAGAAGAGGAGGAUGAGGUAACAGAGGAGGAAGGAGAGCCCAGCUCAAUCGUGAAUGUUCCUGGUGAGUGGACGUUGAGACGGGAGUUUCUACGUUUGCAGACAGAAGAUCGUGAAGGAGGCAGAGAGGGAGGUCACGAAGGAAGUGUCGCUCAACAAAGACAACAAGACCAGGCGGGCAGAAAGGGGAGUGCCGAUGUGUCAGUAAGGCCUCUGGACUUCACAGCUGAGCAGAGAGCCGUGGCUCCAAACCAGCUUCUUCAGCGUAAGUCCCAGCACCCCCAGCAUCAGCUUCAGCUGCAGUCCAAGCCCCAGGCUGUGGCCCAGCAUCAGCAGCCCUCAGUGGCCAGACGAUCCCACCGCACCCUGCCCAAGGACCAAACCCAGCUCCUGUCACUGCAGCACGACCACAGACACAGGGAGAGAGAGAGGCAGAGGCAGAGGGAAAAGCCUGUGGCAGCUGUCCAGAAACUAACAGCUAAAAGUGGGAUUACAGCUGCUGCCGCCGCUGCUGCUGCUGCUGCUUCCUCACCCAGCCGCCCUGCAAACAGCCAGCGCUCAGUGAUGGACCUUCAAGAAUCAAACUUGGCCAGGUUGCUUUUGGCUGCUGGUCUUCCCAGCCAGAUGCACUCGAGGUUGGGCUCUGGGAGCAGCUCGAGUCCAUGUACCCCAGCCAUGCAGAGAGCUCACCUCAGCCAGAAUGCCAAUCUGCGCUCUAGUCGAGACGCCCCUCACAGCAGCUCAAUGUCAGAUAUGUCCCUUUCUCCCCUGUCGCCAUUCUCACCCAUGUCCAUCACCGAUGAUGUCUUCUGGGACUCAGUCGAUGCACCACCUAAAGUCCCAGAACGCACUACCUCCAAGUUUUACUGUAGAGAGCUGGUGAUGGGACACAGGAGGGCUGCUUCAAGUGGCGGUCCAGUGUCUGCAGCAGAUAAUAGUGGAAGGUCCCAGUCUCACGUAGUCUCCUCUACCAGCAGCAAACCCCCAGGUUACUUUAAGCUGGAGAGUCCUCUUCUACAUCACCGUCACCAGCAGCACAGAAGCACAAAAGAAAACAUGUCCGGGGGGCACGCACAAGGUGUAAAAUCUGCUCUUGUCCGACUCAACAAAGCCACAGAAUACUCCUCUUCCAGCGAUGAGGUCGGCAGCAGUGAUGAUGAAGAGAGGAACAGGUCUGCUCUGUCCAAUGGAAAAGGGAAAUACUACAGAAGAAUACCUGAUGGUAUUGUCCUGCAACCUCACCACAAUCUGCAACAGACUUCUCGGAUGGGUUCUGACGAUACUUACCUGCUGCCAGACCUUCUUCAGAAAACCUCCUCUUGCAGUCCUAACCAUAAUGCACUGUGCCAACAGCAGCAAACACAUGAACUCAGCUACUCGCAGUCGCCCACAGCCCCUCGAUGCCCCACACAUCAGGAACUAAAUUCAGACACGGCUGUCAGCAGUCCUACUGGUAAAAGCACCUCCUCCUCAUCUUCCUCCUUCCUGUCCUUCAUCGAUCCAAGAUUGAUCCCCAUGUCAUCACCACCACAGAGCCCCACUGGUGUUAAGGGUGAGCCAAUCAAAAGACAGAACCACAGGAAGGGCUCUGUGGUGAAUGUGAACCCGACCAACAUUCGACCACAGAGCGACACUCCAGAGAUCCGCAAGUACAAGAAGAAGUUCAACACAGAGGUUCUCUGUGCAGGACUAUGGGGUGUGAAUCUGCUGGUGGGGACAGAGAAUGGUCUGUGGCUGUUGGACAGAAGUGGUCAAGGGAAAGUCUACUCUCUCAUCAGCAGGCGAAGGUUUCAGCAGAUGGAUGUUCUGGAAGGACUCAAUGUGCUCAUCACUAUAUCAGGUAAAAAGAACAAGCUCCGUCUGUACUACCUGUCCUGGUUAAGGAAUAAAAUCCUCCAUAAUGACCCAGAGGUGGAGAAGAGACUGGGUUGGACCUCAGUAGGUGACCUGGAGGGCUGUGUACACUAUAAAGUGGUGCGUUACGAGAAGAUAAAGUUCCUAGUGAUUGCUUUGAAGAAUGCUGUGGAAGUGUAUGCCUGGGCCCCAAAACCCUACCACAAGUUCAUGGCCUUCAAGUCUUUCAGGUCUCUGCCUCAAAAGCCACUGUCUGUUGACCUGACAGUGGAGGAAGGUCAAAGACUGAAGGUCAUCUACGGUUCCUUGUCCGGGUUCCACGCCAUCGAUGUUGACUCUGGAACACCAUACGACCUCUACCUGCCUACUCAUAUCCAGGGCUCCAUCCGUCCCCACGCCAUCAUCAUUUUGCCAAACAGCGCUGGAACGGAGGUUCUGGUUUGCUACGAAGACGAGGGCGUUUACAUUGACACCUACGGCCGCAUCACCAAGGAUACAGUGCUGCAGUGGGGGGAGAUGCCUGCAUCAGUCGCCUACCUGCAGUCUAACCAGGUGAUGGGUUGGGGAGAAAAGGCCAUUGAACUGAGGUCUGCCAACACAGGAAACCUGGAGGGAGUGUUCAUGCACAAAAAGGCCCAGAAACUCAAGUUCCUUUGUGAGAGGAAUGACAAGGUGUUCUUCGCCUCGGUGCAGUCGGGAGGCAGCAGUCAGAUUUACUUCAUGACUCUUGGACAGAACACUCUGUUCAGCUGACUCGUGUUGACCUCCACGGGCAGAAGACAAGGAUCAAUUAAUUCUCCUGGAUGCAUCACUCAUGUAUAGUUUCCAUGUAUGGAUCCAUAGUUGAGUUGAUCAUGAUGCCAGCGGCAGCACACUUCCUCCUGAGCGACAGCAGCACAAAAAUCGGGACGUCACUGCUGCCUCACUUGUCCAUGAAGGAGUCAUUUUUUACAUGCCUGAUCAGUUUGAUCAUCAUUUGGUCAUUUUUGGUCCUGUUUUCUGAAAAAUCCACAUGGAAGCAAAAUUGAUGGAUUGAUUCAGUUGAAUAUGUGGUGAGUUCUCAUGAACACCAGAUCACUGGUCAACAUCUAGGCCUCAUGAUUCCUCUACACAUCUGUCAGACACCACAAGUCUGUUCAGUUUGUACCAUAUUCAGCUCAUCUCUCCAGGAUCAGUUCACUUUUUCUGAAGGGCUCCAUUGUAACGGUAACUUUGCUAGUUAUAUCUGUCAUUCACUUACAUCCAUUUGCCUGGCUGUGGCGUGUAACUGGAUCAUCUACUUCACUCGCAUGCAAGCAGCCACUGUGUGAAAAGGAGUGAAAGCGACAAAAGAAGCUGUUUAUCAACCUCAUUCCCUCUAAGGACAUGAUCUGGGCAUUUUGGGCCAGAUGUUGGGGCCAAAAUGUUGACUAAGUUGCACUGUCACCUUGUUUCAUCCCACUUUUUUUUUUUGACAGUUACUCUGGGUGACAGUGAGUCAGCCUGACCAUUACCAUUAUAGACCCAAUCAGUUACAUUUAGCUGUAUCCUUAGCUGUAAUUAUACUGUCCAUGCAAACCUUAUAGUCAGGACAAAUGUCAGUAUUGAGAUGCAUAAUACCAUUGCACAAUAGUUCUCUUUGACUAUUCACAGACGAUUCUGGUCCUAAUUAAUGAGCUGUAUUUCAACUUCUUUCUCUGCUUAGCCUGAAAUCAGUUGCUAAUUCAGCCAAUACAUUUUCUUGCGCACUCCCUUUGGAUCAGUCCUCGCUGAGCGUUCACUCUAUUUCAGAUCUGCACUAUUUUACUUAAAUCUUAUUAUGAUUUGAUUAAGGACCUGGAAAGCCUUUAACUUUACUGUAGGAGCCAUAAUUCAGAUGUACAGCAUAAAAGGUAAAGACACAAAUCAACUUAUCUCAAAAAGGCAGUGAAUGCUUUUUUUUGUUUUCUUGCAUCUAUUGUAAAGCAUAGGAUGUAUAUACUCCUGUAAGCACUGUUUUCUAUAUAUUGUAUAAUUGACAUAUUUAUGUACAGUAUUUGUACAGAAGUAUAGGCUUAUGAAUGUGAAAUUCUAUCCCAAAGCAGACUUUAGACAUGUUAUUUCCAUGAUCCUAGAACAUUAGUGAACAUGGACUUGAACCUGAAGGCUCAUAUCCAUGUUUACCAUGUUCACGAUCAACAAAUGUAUCAUGUGAAUUCUGUUUUGUGGUUGAUUUUCUCCUAACAUGUAGAAGUCAGGCUCUUUGCACAAUGGCCUCUCUGUACAUGUUUUCUGUAAUAUAUCAUACUUUGAAAUUAUUUUUACUUUUCAAAGUGGGAAACAUUUUAAGUCAUUCUGCAGUCCAGUCUGUGUAUAAGAGAUUACUGCUAGCCAUUGGCUUUAGAUCUGUUUCUUUCACCACCCAACAUGUAACAAACACUUGUUUUGAAUGGAUCACCUUGAGAAAAAACCUUUUUUAGUUGACCCUGGGUCUGAAAAGAUGCAAUUAGCUGUGGUGAAAAAAGUGAAAAGGCCUGUUUUAUUUUGUUUUAAGAAACCAAAGAUCAAAGGCUUUGAUUUAUUGGCUUCCUUGAUAACUAAUGAAAAGUGAUUUGACGAAAAAUAAUCUAUGUCUGCACACAUAGUUUGAGGUGUAAUAUUUAACAAUGUUCAAAAGACUCCAACCAACAUAUCAGCCUACAAACUCCCCUGGACUGAAGUGUCUUGCUAAUUAUUACAAAUAUGCAAAUUAAUGUUGCUAGCAUUCUUACAUUUAAUAGCCUACAUUUAUGUUUUAGACAAGUGUUAGAUUUGGGUAAAGUGAAGAAGUUAUUGGGUUUUACCUUCAAAUGUGAAUUUUCAAUUUAUUCAUUUCAGAUUCAUUUUCACUUUACCAGUCUUUUUAUUCCUUCAUCAGAUUUAGCUUAAACAGCUAGUUAUACAUUUCUCUCUAUAUGUAAUUACUCUUGAGUUUUGUGACUAUCAGACAUUGUGCCAAAUAUUUUAUAUCCAGUGAUACAUUGAGUUUUUAUUGAUGUAAUAUUAGAGCAGCUGGUUCUGUGAGAGUAAUUUAAACUGGACUCUGAUAUCGCUAAGUCGCUACCAGAUAUCUAGUUACACAAGAAUUUAAAUAUAUGCUGACAGUCGCAGAAUACUAGCUAACAUGGGCUAAAUAUUUUAGAACUAUGUGAGCUACAUAGCCUAAUGCAGAAUAUCUAAUUAGCAUGUGGCUAAAAUAGCAAAUCUUCAUGAGCAAGCUAACAUUUACUGAGCUGUGUAAAGUUUCAACACAAUAUGACCAAACUAUUUUUCACAACCUAUUGGUCCAAAAUGGUGGCGAUCAUUUCAAACCUCUUUAUAUAAUACAAUAUUGUGUAAUAAUCUCUUACCAAUUCAAAUCAAUUCAGUAUUAAGCAAGUCACAAGGGUUCGCUUUUUUAUUUUUGAAUCUUGACAAAUGCGUUCAGAUACAACACAUCAAAAUGAUCUGUCUGGCAGAAGAGUAGUGCUACUCAGUGUCAGAUUUGUUUGGAUCCUGAUCAAGACUCUGGCCAUUAAAGUCUACAUAAGACAAAAUCAGUCUUUAACCACAAAAGUGGGUUCACCAAUUGUCCAAUGUACAGUAAAGCCUGUCUUUGCUUCUCCUGUAUAUGCAUGCGUUUACAUGUACGUGCAUACAAACAAGUAAUUACCAAAAGCUACUUCUUUCAUUCAUUAGAUGAUAUAGCCAAUUUAUUAAUUUUUUUCAGAAUUGGUAUGAAUGUUCAUUUAAAUUUGGAUUCAAGUAUUGUUGUAGCAAUAAUGUAUUUGUAUGAAUACCAAUUAUAUCAUUGUAUGCAAUUAUAUUACAAUGACAGAUCUGAUCAUAAUUUGGACUUAAAUCUAGUAUUACAUUUUGUCUUGAGUUUAGGGUUAUGUUUUGUUGAUAAUAUAAGUAAGUUUAUUUUCUUUACAUCCUUACGUUUCUUUUAAUCUGUAUCUUUCUUCCACCUACUCCAAGAAACAGCACAGAAAUCAGCUCCUAUACAAAUUUAAAUCAGUGUCGUGUGUUGAUCUGAAAUAAUCCAGUGAGGAUAUCUUUGUGAGUUUUAGAUACAGACUUCUUCUGCUGCACUUUGUCGUCUGUUGAACAUUUGACUGUAGCUCUGUCACUAAUGAGAGAGAGAGAGAUCAGUGCACUUCCUCCUACACCUUCCACUGUUUCAGGCUCACUGUGACUCACUUCUCCAUCUCUCCCACCACCUCCACUUCUCUCAAUUUGUCAACACAUCUCUUCUCUCUGCUAAGUCUUAUUCCCUCUGCUCUCACCUCAGCCUAUCUGCUCUCGUCUCGCCCUCUAUAGUGUCUAUCACCAUUAUCAAGAUCAGUUUGUUCCUCAUGUCUUAUUCUAGAUCCUCUUUCUUUCUCUUGUGUCAAAUCCCUCCAUUCACCCACAGCCCACCUUCAGCCUAUUGAGGACGUUUUUGAUAGUGUGACUGAAUUGAUAUGUGAGAAUUAAGACGUUAUCUAUGAGGCACAGGAGACUGAUGUAUGACAAAGGCUGCCAUGCAGUCUAAUUCUAUGUUAUGAUACAUGUUAGAUGUGUAGUGUGUUACAUUUCUUAACUGAUACAUGCAUCACAUUAUUUCCUUUACACCACAACACUGUCCCUCUAUAUCCCAUCUCACAUGUUUGAAAACUGUACCGAUAGUAUGAAGAAAACCAUAGAUCCGGCCCAAUCCUGUCCUUUUGCUGUUUGUUGGAGUGGGAUGAAACAUGAUGCAGAAAAGUUAUUGAAUAUGCAUUAAGUUUGCCAUGUUCCCUAAAAGUAAGGUUAUGUAACUUGUGGCAGGUGCACAACAAUGCUAAAUGCUAAAACAUAACAUAAACACAGGUAGAAGAGAUUCAUAAGGUUAGUGACUGAGUAAUGUCACAUGCUUGACAAUAUCUUAGGUUUGCUAACAUUUGCCACUGUAGGUUACCAUGGACAUACCAGACAGAGUCAGGCUCUAGAGGAUAUAGAACUGAUCACAGGUGCAUUCUGUUUAUUAAACCUUUUUUUUGUUUCUUCUUUCAAAAGUUACGUAGUUCUGUUUUAAGUGCUGCAAGUGUUAUUUUCCAGGCUGUGUAGGAACAAGAGUCCAGUUGAGGAAUGCAGGUCUAAAGAAAGUGUGUGUUUGUGUGGGAGUGUGUGACGUAGACUGCGAGCAGAUGUCGACUAAAGCGUAAUUGAGUCUGCGAGGGAAGGUUAAGCAGAGUUAGAGGAUGACGAGGGUGGCUGGAGUGAGAUGUCGCCUUACAGAAGGAACUUGGAUGUAGCUUAAAAACACAUUUGAAAAAAGGAAUUUACUGCAAUCCUCUAAGCACAAAGUCAAUUCAAGAAAACGUUGAAAGUCAAACUAUUAACUGAGCUGACAGAGCCUGAGAUGGAGCGCCAGACUGCACAUGUGGAUUGACAAUUUAUAGACGAUGAUGGUUUUGAUGAAGUGAGGGAAGAAGAAGAAGUGAGGAAGUUUAAGGGGGCCACAGUGAUUGUGAUGAAUUACUUAUCUAUUGGUCGGAUGAAUCCUGCUGCUUGAUAACAACAAAUGUUAAACACCAAUAGGCUGAUAGCAAUUUACUAGUACUGUCUUUUUACUGGGAUAUUUUCCAGAUGUUGAGAUUUAGCCAAUAAUUUACAACUACUGUCAGUAUUUUGAAGUUAUUUUUCAGUGGAGACUUACAGGACAAUUGUGUUGAAAUUUCACAGAAAUUGAGUUCAUU